This is a messenger RNA of Tetrahymena thermophila SB210, 294 nucleotides long. RefSeq lists its product as hypothetical. The transcript is spliced from 2 exons. The record is from RefSeq and is a predicted model, not a curated record. Lineage: Eukaryota; Ciliophora; Oligohymenophorea; Hymenostomatida; Tetrahymenidae.
AUGAGAAACUUACUAAAUAAAAAAAAAAGCAUAUAAUUGUGCAAAAAAGUUUAAGGAGAUUCCAUAUUUCAAGAUAAAAGUUAUUCGGAUUAAAAAUCAUCCACAAAGCAAAUUCUUUUUUAUUUGUUUAGUUCUAAAAAAAUUAGCUUUGGUUUGCAUCAAUACUCUUUUAUUGUUUUCUGCUCUGCUUUUCAAAGUCGAAGAAAGAAGCUUUAUCAUUUAUUAAACCUAACUAACCAUAUUUCUAUUUAAAGCAGUAUUUGGACUCAUUUAAGCGCUUACUCUAUAAUCUGA